Molecule: messenger RNA, 2652 nt
Organism: Diaporthe batatas
Lineage: Eukaryota; Fungi; Ascomycota; Sordariomycetes; Diaporthales; Diaporthaceae
Exons: 2
Coding region: 1-2652 (883 amino acids)
Source: RefSeq, a predicted model, not a curated record
AUGCUGCUGCCGUCUGCUCAUCUCUCGCGCCGCCUGGCAAUAGCUGGCCUUCUCCUUUUGGCCCUUCUCUGCCUCGCCUACCCCCGUGAAGACGUUCACAGCAGGGACUCCCGGGUCUACUCAUCUCCAGCACUGGCUCACCAGCCUGGAGAAGUUGGUCUCGUCGUCAAACGCACUUGGGAGUCUGAACAAGGCCCUUUCCCCGCGGGACCUCGGGAGGGGGGCGCCGAAGAUGAAAGGAUCGUGACCGAGACCGCCGUCUCGGCAGGCCUCAGCACCGAAAGACUCGGUAUUCCCGGGCUGGGCAACCCUCUGCCUCCUCUCGGUGCAUCCGUGGUUGGUGGAAGUGCUGCCGCGGCCCCGCUGCCAGGGCUUCCCACACCACCGAUUGCUUCCGCCGACCUCUUCAGCUCGGUCAUUUCAAUACUUGCUGGUGCUCCGACCGUGGCCCCUGCCAGUCCUGGCGAGGCCGGUGGAGCCUUGGAAGGCUUAUUGAGUGUCCUGUCGCAGGUCAGUCCCUUGCCGGCUGGUACUACGGUGCCUCCGGUGGUCCCAACUGGCUCCGGAGGGCUUAUACCGGCGGUCGACGUACUGGGCGGUGUCGCAGUAGCCCUUGACCAUGUCCUCGGGUCAUCGUCAGGCGGCGGCAGCCUUGAUGGAGGAGUCUUGGACCAACUCUCUGCCGAUAUUGUCGCCCCCUUUGCAUCGAUUGCUGCUGAUCCAGCCUCCGUUCUCGCCAAUCCCAGCGCGGCCCUCGACGAUCUUCAGGGUCGUGUCUCCUCAUUUCUCGGCUGCCUGCCGUCCGCGGUGGCUGUCGGCGUGCAGCUUGCAAGCAACGUCGGGGGACAGAUUGCGGAUGCUCUCAAUGCCACGACAGAGGUCCUGGACAGUGUGCCGGAUGUCGCUGCUGGCGUGGCCGAUAAGAUCGGCUUUCUCCUGAACGCCGCUCCUAACCUUGCCACCGGCCUUCCUGCCGCCGCCCUCUCUGCGGUCAACCAGCUGGGGUCUGUCCUCGACGCCGACCCGGACCUCGUUGGGGACCCCAACGGGACUCUCAGUGGCCUGAAGAAGGAACUAUCUUCAGCUCUAGUCGACGCUAGGUCGGGGGUGACAUCUCUGGCGGCAGCAGCUGGCGCUCACGUGGUUGGCGUUCUUCCGCCUGUGCUUCAGGGCCCCGUACAAGAUGUGUUAUCACGUCUCCAAAAUGAUGUGGGCGGGCCUCUUUGCCAAGUGUCCGAUGUUGUGGGUGGAACAGCCAUCAUUUUCAAUGUUCCAUGCGGCUCGGACGACCCACUGACCUCAGGUCUCGGAGCAAUGACGACUGCAACGGCACCUGCAACGGCCUCAGCCUCCAUCACAGUAGAGGUGGCCUCGCCUUCAAGUCCUACAUCCGCCCCUAGUUCACGGCCGCCACUCACUUCCAUUCUGUCGUCUUUAGUAUCGUCGUUGACGUCUGCCGGGAUGACUGACGCCGACGGUGUCGACCCUGCUGUGGUUCCUGCGCUGUCCGGCCUAUCGUCGCUGUUUAACCAGAUAUCUGCACUUUCACUGACCGCUACAACAACCCCCCUUACACCUCUUUCGCCGCCGACAGUGCCGCUGUUACCAAGUACUUUCUGUGACCAAGUCGCCAAGACUACCAUUUACCAUAUCCAGACGAUCACCGCUUUGAUCACGUCAACGGAGGUACACGUCAGUACUGUGACUCGGUUUCCCGCUGGCCUAUCGUCUGGGGGCCUGAGCGGAUCGCCGCCGGCGUCCUUACCGCCCAGCGCUGGUCUUGCUCCUUCUACGCCCGGGGCCGAUGUUGAGGGACCCUGCCCAGGUCGUGGGUAUACAUGCGAUGACUGCCUGGACGGAUGGUUCUGUCCCCCAGUCCAAACUCCUGCGUGGCCAGCUCCUUGUGGGCACGGUUGGCCUUGCUACCAGUGCGAGAGCGGAUGGUUCUGUGUACCAUCGGACACCGCGACUCCGACGUCGUCCGCGAAUGCCCCGGCUGAAUCUAUUGUGUUUCCCACGCCUCACCACCCGGCGACUGAGCGAUACCAAUAUGCCGGCUGCUAUGCCGAUGACCCGAACAGGGUUUUGAGUAAGGCUGAGACGCUGGAUGUGCGCAGAGGGAUGACCAACGAAGCAUGUAUCGGCUUCUGUCAGCGGCAAGGGUUUACCCUUGCUGGAACCGAAGACGGCGAGCAGUGCUUCUGCGGCCAUGUGUUGAUUGGCUCUGCAUUACUCCGGCCUACCCACUGCGACACCCCUUGCACCGGGGACCUUAGCAAUUCCACUGUAUGCGGUGGUCCUUGGGCCCUCAGCGUUUGGGGCCAAGGUGGGAUCGCUCGACAGGAGCCACGGCCGAUCUUGAUACCCGGGGUCUUCUCCCACGGUUCCAACGAAGAGAGAGCCUCACUGGUUUCUGAAAUGAUAACUGCUGUCAGCGAUCGCGCGCCUCCCACAGCAACCGGCGAAGAACUUGGACCCGAUUCUUCAGACGUUCCACUCGGACUGGGCGAGCCCGUGCCAGGCAAUUCCACAAUGGCCCAGUCUCGCAGUGGUAAUAUAGAUGGUUUGCGUGCUGAGCGUGGCGGAAAGGAUUUGGCGACGGGUUCAGAGAAGAGGAGUUGGGGUCCUCGAGGCAAGGCUCGUUGGUCGUAA